Messenger RNA from Gaeumannomyces tritici R3-111a-1, 2088 nucleotides. RefSeq lists its product as hypothetical. Gene Ontology annotation, biological process: amino acid catabolic process. The coding region runs from base 1 to 2088 and encodes 695 amino acids. The transcript has 4 exons. NCBI's taxonomy places the organism in Eukaryota, Fungi, Ascomycota, Sordariomycetes, Magnaporthales, Magnaporthaceae. Gene Ontology annotation, molecular function: L-amino-acid oxidase activity; polyamine oxidase activity. The record is from RefSeq and is a predicted model, not a curated record.
AUGAAGUCCAUCCUCGUCGCCGGCCUCUUGGGCCAGCUGGCCGCCUCGUCUCCUUCCCCGGCCUCCCUGCCGGUCCAGAUCGAGACGCGGACCGCGCUCGACUCGCACCUGGCCAACAUCCACCUCUCCGUCAGGGACGGCGCCGCCCUGGCCGCCCGCUCGCCGCUGAGCUUCACGUACGGCUCUUGCGCCUCUAAGCGCGAGGCCGACGCGCACCACGUCAUCGCCCGCACCGCCGCCACCGUCGCCGCCGACGGGAGCAGGCUAGUGUGGCGCAUCCCGACGGAGGCGCAGGCCCGCGGCUGCAUCUCGGCCUGGGACACCGCCACGGGCGCGCUCGUGGGCCGCAGCGCGCCGCAGGAGAUGCACGCGGAGCGCAGCCGGCGCCGGCGCCGCAGCCUGCGGGCGCGGGACGGCAUCCACAUGAACGCGACCAACGGCAUCGACGCGCACGGCCCCUGGUUCGACGGCGUGGCGCUGCUCGAGGGCAAGAACCUGAGCGCCAUCGAUGUGGAGAAGGCAAAGGCCAAGAAGGUCGGCAUCGUCGGCGCCGGCAUGUCGGGGCUCAUGACGUACCUGGUCCUCAGCCAGGCCGGGUUCAAGAACCUGGAGAUCAUUGAGGCGUCCAAACGGCUCGGCGGGCGCGUCCACACGACGUACCUGAGCGGCGGGCCCUUUGACUACUCGUACCAGGAGAUGGGCCCGAUGCGGUUCCCCAAGACCAUCGAGCUGGAAGGGCAGACGCUCAACAUCACCGACCACCAGAUGGUCUUUGACCUGUCCGACGAGCUCAACAGGCUUAACCGCGGCAACGGCAAAAACCUCACCAUCGACUGGAUCCCCUGGUACCAGAGGGCCAACAACUCGCUGAUCUACAACGACGACAUCAAGCUGCCCAGCGGCAUCGCGCCCACGCAGGCCGAGAUCGACGCUGACCCGUCCCUGGAGAUCAGCAGGCCGUGGGAUCCGUCUACCAUCGCGGCCGCGGAGGCACGCAAUCCUAUCGUUGACAACUACGAGUUCAUGGCCAAGGCCGCCAGGAACAUGUUCCGGGCACACGCCGAAUUUGUCAAGAAUGGCGUUGGCUCCCUCCCGGGGCCCGGCGACCGCUGGAGCGAGUUCGCCUUCAUGGUCAACUACCUCGGCCUGAGCCUCAACGAUACCAGCAUCCUGGCAGGCGAGGGCUCCGAGAGCUUCUGGACCGACAUCUACGACGAGCUCUACUUCAACGCCGCGACCUGGUCCACCAUCGAUGGCGGCCUGAACCGGCUCCCGCUGGCCUUCGAGCCGCUCGUGGGUGGGGCCACGACCUUCGGGCGCAAGAUCGAGCGCGUGCGGCGCGACGCGGCCGCCAAGACGGUGACGCUGCAGUGGCGCGACAAGCCGACCGACACCGAGUUCAAGUCGUCGACGUACGACUUCGCCGUCGUCGGCGUGCCCUUCACCGUCGUCAAGCAGUGGCGCUUCAGCCCGCGCCUCGACGCCACCAUCACCAACGCCAUGCGCCAGAUGCCCUACGCCGACGCGUGUAAGGUGGCGCUCGAGUUCAGCGAGCGCUUCUGGGAGACGCGCCUGCCCAAGCCCAUCUACGGCGGCUGCUCGACCACGACCGACAUCCCCGGCAUCGGCACCAUCUGCUACCCGUCGUACAACAUCAACGGCACCGGCCCGGCGUCCAUCCUGGGCAGCUACAUCUUCGACAACCACUUUGGGAGCAGGUUCGGCGGGCUCAGCGAGGCCGAGCACGUGCAGUACGUCCUGGACGCCAUCCUCGAGAUCCACGGGCCCGCGGCCGCCGGCCUGUACACGGGCAAGCACGACAGGGUCUGCUGGGAGAUCGACCCCCUGCAGUCCGGGAGCUGGGCGAGCCCGACCGUGGGCCAGCACGAGCUGUUUAUCCCAGAGUACUUCAAGACGCACGACGGUGUCGUGUUCGUCGGCGAGCAUACUUCCUAUACUCAUGGCUGGAUUGCCUCGGCGAUCGAGAGCGCUCUGAGGGGCAGCGUGCAGCUGCUUCUGGAGCUUGGCCUGGUCGACGAGGCCAAGGCUGUCAUCGAGAAGUGGAUGGCUCGGUGGAUUGAGAUUUAA